GAUCUCACGGUUUUCUAUAAAAGUGCGAGUUCCCUUUUAAAAAGCGUCAGUCUUGUGAUUACACUCUCGAUUGCAUACAUCAUGGAGAUCAAUUUUCUUGGCUUCAGCUUUUCUCUGACAUGGUUCCUUGUCGGCGCCGUAUUCAUUAUCUACAUUUGCAACGAUCUAUGGAUUCGUUCAUACUGGACGAGACAUGGUUUAAAAUCUCCUCGAUCAGUUCCUAUCUUUGGUAACACACUUCAAUGGACUAAGGGCAUCCAGCAUUCAUUCCUUGAUUACUUCAAGGAACAAGGGACUAUCUUUGGUGUGUACGAUUUUCAUCGACCGGGGUUGUGUAUCACUGAUGUGGACUUGCUGAGAGACAUCAUGGUCAAAGACUUUGGUAGCUUCACCAAUCGUUGGGUGACUCCAUUGUUCAGCGAUGACCUUAAAGAUGCAUUAUUCAACUCCAAAGAUGAGCAUUGGAAAGGCGUCAGGAAUAUCGUCACACCUACCUUCAGCGCAGCCAAGAUGAAACUCAUGUCUCCGCUAAUAAAUAAGUGCGCCGACAGGCUUUUGAAGCACCUAGAGAAACGCCAGGAGCUUCAUGGGAACAUUGAGUGCAGAGAAUUGGUAGGAGCGUUUGUGAUGGACACUAUCGCAAGCUGUGCCUUUGGACUUAACAUCGACUGCCAAGAAAACCGUUUUGGUCCAUUCGUAACCAACGCUAAGAAGGCCUUUUCAGGCAACAUUUUUACCAGCCCAUAUCUAUUACUAGUCUCUCUUUUCCCUUGGACCUUACCCAUCCUCGAAUAUCUCGACUUCAAUAUCAUCGAUAGGAAAUCAACACAAUUCUUUGCCGAUAUCAUCAAGAAGACGAGUGCGGUUCGCCGAGAGUCAAAGAAUUCAGAUAGUGCAAAGAGGAUCGACUAUCUUCAGCUUCUUUUGGACGCCCAAGAAAGAGACAUAACCGGCGAUAACAAGAAUAAAGCAGAUGGUAUCCAUGGUGACCCAGAAGAUGAGGCCAUUGAUGAGGGUGGACUUCAGAAAAAGAGUUCUAAGAAAAUCAGGCUAAACGAAAGUGAGGUGAUCAGCCAGGCUUUGAUCUUUUUCUUGGCUGGUUAUGAGACAACAAACACCACUUGUGGAUUCUUGCUAUACUUCCUUGCAACAAAUCCCGACGUACAGGACAAACUUGUGGAUGAAAUCAACGAUGUAGCGCCCAAGGCAGAGGAUGUCGGAUACCAAUCACUCUCGAAAAUGCCUUACCUUGAACAAAUCUUUUGCGAGACAGAACGCAUAUAUCCACCAGCCAUAAUGAUUGAUCGCGUAUGUAAUGAGCCAUUCAACGUCAACGGAUUCACCGUUCCAAAAGGCAUGCGAAUCUUCAUUCCUAUCUACACCAUCCAUCGUAACCCCAAUUUGUGGCCUGACCCGGAAACAUUUGAUCCUGACAGAUUCCGCAAAGAAAACCGUGAAAAACAUCACCCAUGUGCUUGGAUGCCGUUUGGAACAGGGCCUCGUGCCUGCGUUGGGAUGAGGUUUGCAAUAAUGGAAGCCAAGAUGGUCAUCGUACGAAUUCUGCAGAAAUACCAGAUUGAAACCUGCCCUCAAACGGAGAUGCCACCAAAGCAAGCAACCAAUGGUUUCCUUUCUCCUCCCAACGGCAUUACUCUUCGAGCAGUCAAGCGCAACUAAAAAGAGGGAGGUAAAAAGAGUUGUACGGUGUAACAUAGAAUGAAAAACAAGCGAGAAAGGUAGAGAUAAAGCUUACAUUAAAAAGAAAGAAAAAACUACUCUAUAUACCAUCCUAACAUCAUGAAUAAAAGUAAUGUGACGCAGCUCUCCUAGUUUUAACAUGCUAAAUGAAGAUUUUAAUAGAAUACAUCAAAUGAUUUUAAAUACGACGAUAUUGAUAUAUCAUAAAUGUUCAUAUUCAUGGCAUUGAUCGUGUAGAGAAUCACAUUUAUGAUUGUAAUUAAUAUUUCACAUGAAAUGUAUAAAUAUGAUUUUUUUUUACUUGUAGAUGUAAAGUAAAUUUUGGCCAGAGUAUUAUGUUUGCAUUCCUGGUUGCACCUUAAAACAUUCAACAGCAUGAACAUAUUCCCAAUAUAUAGAAUGUAGCAUUAUCAUUUAUGUUUUGUCAUUUGGGCGUGUCUGCGUGUCUGCGUGAGUGGGUGCGUGUGCAUGCGUAUGUGUGCGUUCAAAGUAUAUGGCAGGCUUUAGUACAACUUUUUGAGUUAGAUGAAAUUAAAGAUUUAGAAUGGCGAGAUAUAUUUGUUGGGUUGGCAGGUAGUUCAUAUAGAAUAAAAAUGUGUAAUACUAUAAUUUUCAUGGUGUAUGUUACAGUAUGUUACAUAAAUGUCAAGA
This is a messenger RNA of Strongylocentrotus purpuratus (purple sea urchin), 2349 nucleotides long. RefSeq names its product cytochrome P450 3A24-like. The transcript has 13 exons. The coding region runs from base 82 to 1677 and encodes 531 amino acids. Gene Ontology annotation, molecular function: oxidoreductase activity, acting on paired donors, with incorporation or reduction of molecular oxygen; steroid hydroxylase activity; heme binding. Lineage: Eukaryota; Metazoa; Echinodermata; Echinoidea; Camarodonta; Strongylocentrotidae. The record is from RefSeq and is a predicted model, not a curated record.